Molecule: messenger RNA, 192 nt
Organism: Prunus armeniaca (apricot)
Lineage: Eukaryota; Viridiplantae; Streptophyta; Magnoliopsida; Rosales; Rosaceae
Source: the annotation of a GenBank genome assembly
AUGAAUAAAAAUACUGCGAUCGUGCCCGAUUCUGAGCUUCAUGUACAAUCGGAUUCGCUAUGGACCGCCAUCAAGAAAUAUUUUAUGUCUUAUCCAAGGUUGGCUGCCAAGGGAUUAGCUUUGAGGAUGCCUUGGUUAUCUUUCGACUUCAUAGUUGAAUUUCUCGCCAUCCUUCCCGUCCCACAGGGUUAA